Molecule: messenger RNA, 1590 nt
Organism: Hibiscus syriacus
Lineage: Eukaryota; Viridiplantae; Streptophyta; Magnoliopsida; Malvales; Malvaceae
Product: cytochrome P450 CYP749A22-like
Exons: 5
Coding region: 20-1570 (516 amino acids)
Molecular function (GO): heme binding; oxidoreductase activity, acting on paired donors, with incorporation or reduction of molecular oxygen; iron ion binding
Source: RefSeq, a predicted model, not a curated record
AAGAAACACGGCAAACGCCAUGGGAAUGCUUCUACUUCUUUUCACAGCUUCUUUGUACCUUUACUUGCCCAUAGCUCUCCUGUAUGUCGUCUACAAGUACUGGUGGAUCCCUCAUCGUGUACAGUUGAUGAUGAAUUCCCAGGGAAUCUAUGGACCUCCUUAUGAAUUCAUCCAUGGAAACAACAAACAAGUUGUCCAGAUGCAAAGGGAAGCAUUAACCAAACCCAUGGGGUUGACGCACGAUAUUUUCCCCAGGGUUAUGCCUCAUUUUCAUUCCUGGAUCUACAAAUACGGCAAGAAUUAUCUUAGCUGGAAUGGAGCUCAAGCUCAGCUCGUGAUUACUGAACGAGAACUGGUGAAAGAGGUGCUGAGAAACAGUGACAAAGCUUUUACCAAGAGGAAGCCUACGUAUAUUUUUGGGAAGAUAUUAGGCGACGGGCUUGGCACAACCGAAGGAGAUAAAUGGAUAAGGCAAAGGAAGUUGGCUAAUUACGCCUUUCAUGGGGAGAUCUUAAAGAACAUGUUUCCGGCCGUAAUCGGUAGCGUCGAAUCGAUGCUCGAGAAAUGGAGAGAUCGAGAAGGAAAAGAGGUCGAAGUGUUCCAAGAGUUCAAGUUAUUAGCUUCAGAAGUGAUUUCGAGAGUAGUUUUUGGUAGCAAUCACUUGGAAUGGGAGAAGAUCUUCGAGAUGUUGAUGAAGUUAUCGGUACUUGCAGGCAGAAACUUUUUCAAAUCAAGGAUUCCCAUCAUCAGCAAGUUUUGGAAAUCUGCUUAUGAAAUCGAAUCAGAAAAACUGGCGAAAACGAUACAUGAUUCUGUGAUGAAGAUAGUCAAGGAAAGAGAUGAGAAAGUAGUGACCGGAGAAGCAGACAACUUCGGCAGUGAUUUCAUGGGGUUACUUGUAAGUGCCCGUCAUGAUUCGGACGAGAAAAACAGGCUGUCGGUACAAGAUUUGGUUGACGAGUGUAAAACUUUCUACUUUGCUGGCCAUGAAACAACUAAUUCUUCGCUUGCAUGGACGAUGCUUCUCCUAGCAAUCCACACGGAUUGGCAAGACAAAGCAAGAACAGAGGUGUUGAGGGUCUUUGGUACUCAAAACCCAGAUUAUGAAGGGAUCUCCAAACUAAGAACCAUUACCAUGAUCAUCAAUGAAACUCUACGGCUGUAUCCUCCGGCGAAUAGCACGCCGAGGAAAGUCGAAAGAGAAGUCCGAGUCGGAAAACUCGUCGUGCCUACUGGUUUAGAGGUCGACAUCCGAUUUCUAGCACUUCACCAUGACCCUGACCUGUGGGGAGACGAUGUUCAUGUUUUCAAACCGGAGAGAUUCGCCGAAGGGAUUGCCAAAACUACCAACUACAACACGGCAGCUUUUCUUCCUUUCGGCUUGGGACCUCGAUCUUGUGUAGGAAUGAGCUUCGCAAUGAUCGAGAUAAAGAUUGUUCUCUCCAUGAUCCUGCAACGCUAUAGUUUCACCCUCUCCCCUGCCUACGUUCACUCGCCAUUACCCAGUCUCGUACUCAAGCCGCAACAUGGUGUUCCGUUGCUGUUUCGUUCCCUACGUAGUGAUUAUUAAUCUUUUCGCUCCCUACGUAA